Dioscorea cayenensis subsp. rotundata (Guinea yam) is the source of this 1581-nucleotide messenger RNA. RefSeq names its product putative receptor-like protein kinase At3g47110. The transcript has 2 exons. NCBI's taxonomy places the organism in Eukaryota, Viridiplantae, Streptophyta, Magnoliopsida, Dioscoreales, Dioscoreaceae. The record is from RefSeq and is a predicted model, not a curated record. Gene Ontology annotation, molecular function: protein binding. Gene Ontology annotation, cellular component: plasma membrane. Bases 1 to 1581 code for a protein of 526 amino acids.
AUGUCGGGAAUCAAAUUUCUCCACUUGUCAUCCAACCAGCUCAAUGGUUCUAUCCCUGUUGCGCUUGGUGGAACUCUCGACAAGCUAAAGGUGCUGGCUCUAUCUAAAAACAGUCUCACUGGAGUCAUUCCAUCAUCCAUUGGGAACCUUUCUUCUCUAGUUCAACUCUCUCUUAUGUCAAAUAAUUUACAAGGAAUCAUCUCUGAAGAACUCGGCAGGCUGUCAAACUUAGUGCGUUUCCAGGUGGCUGACAAUUCUCUCCAUGGGACAAUCCCUUCAGUUUUGUUCAAUAUUUCAUCUAUAGAUUUUAUAAGCGUCGCAGUCAAUCAGCUCCAUGGGAGGCUACCUUCAACUUUAGGCACCAAGCUUUCAAAACUCACAAUGCUUUACAUUGGUGGUAACAUGUUUAGUGGAACCGUCCCUGCUUCACUGUCCAAUGCUUCUCUUCUUGAGAUUGACAUUUCACUAAACCAGUUUAGUGGGACAGUGCCCCCAAUUUUUGGAGGGAUGCAUGGCCUUUAUUAUCUCAAUUUACAAAAUAAUCAGUUUAAAGCCAGCGAUGCCAGGGAUUGGAGCUUCAUUGAUUCCUUGGUGAAUUGCAGCAACUUGAACAUGCUCUCUAUUUCAUUCAAUGAUCUCGGCGGUGUGUUGCCUCUGUCGAUAGCCAACUUCUCUAAGGAGAUGAUGUUUUUAUACAUGGGUUACAACCAUUUCUCAGGGAUCAUUCCGCAUGGGAUUGGAAAUUUAGUUAAUUUGUUUGAAUUGUCUUUGGAAGAUAAUCACCUCACUGGCCCAAUUCCAGAUAACAUUGGAAAGCUUACAAUGUUACGGGCUUUGAGUUUGCAUGACAACAAGCUCAUAGGUUUCAUUCCAUCCAGCAUUGGCAAUCUAACUCUGUUGUCAGAUAUCUUCUUAGAUGGGAAUAAAUUUGAAGGCACUAUACCUUCUACUAUGAAAACUCUCAGGCAACUCUCAACACUGUAUUCAUCUAACAACAGGCUUAGUGGGAGAAUACCAGGAGAAAUCCUUGGACAUUUCUUUUCACUUCUUGUUCUUGAUUUAGCCAACAACUCUUUCAGUGGAACUAUUCCUACAGAGAUUGGAAGCUUGACAAAUCUUCAAUAUUUGCUAUUAAAUGGGAAUAGGUUGACAGGUAAAAUCCCUGGGACCAUCAGUGGAUGUGCAGUCUUAGAAGACCUCAAUUUGCAAGGUAAUCUCUUUAUUGGAUCCAUCCCUCCAUCUUUAAGCAAUCUAAAAGGUCUCAAAAAUUUAAACCUUUCAUACAAUAGCUUGUCAGGAGGCAUUCCUUCAUCUUUUAGCAACUUAAAACUCCUUCAAAUACUUGGUCUAUCAAACAAUAACUUAUCUGGGUCUGUCCCAGAGUUCCUACAAGAUUUGAAGUUUCUUUUUGUUUUGGACCUUUCUUACAAUCACUUCCAUGGUGAACUCCCUGUAAAAGGGGUGUUUACAAAUUCAUCUGCACUAGUUUUAAUUGGAAAUGUUGAGCUUUGCGGGGGACUCCCACAACUUCACUUACCUGUCUGCCUUAAGUCCCACAUAAAACAAGUAGAGGAUCUCUAA